Messenger RNA from Funneliformis geosporum, 2604 nucleotides. The record is from the annotation of a GenBank genome assembly. NCBI's taxonomy places the organism in Eukaryota, Fungi, Glomeromycota, Glomeromycetes, Glomerales, Glomeraceae.
AUGCCUCGCCGUAGAAAGGAUAAAGAGUUUGACGACGGGUUGGAUUCCUCGUCAGAAAGUGAGAAAGAAUUGUCUGAAAUCUCGGACACUCUUUUAUUGGAAGAAAGAGAAUUGUUUGAAAAUCCUUCACGCAAACGCCGCAAAUUCACAAAGGAAGAUGCAUACCUAGGAAUUUGGGCAGAGCCUGACGAAGCUGAUCGAUCUAUUCGACCAAAUCGUAAGAAAAGAGACGUACAAUUUGUUUCUUCGGCUUCGAGACCAGUUACAGUCGAGGAUGAUGAAACAGUCGACUAUGCAUAUACGGAUCAUUCAAGUGGAGAGGAUGUAGAAGCCAAAAAAAAUAAUGCAAAAAACGUAACAAAUAUAUCUGAUUCUAUUGCUGAUAAUUCCAAUACUGUCAUGGAAGAAAAUAUUGAAGGAUAUGUAGGCCUUGGUCUAAAUUCUUCACUUAAUAUUCAAUUUUCAUCUACGAAAGGGAAAGGUUCACAAAAAUCUAAUGACUCUUCAAAGAAACGAGUUGAUAAAAAUUUUGGAAGCUUUGAGAAACAUACGAAAGGAAUUGGUCUGAAAUUAAUGAUGAAAUAUGGUUAUAAAAUAGGUGAAGGUUUGGGUUCAGAGAGAAGCGGUAUUGUAAACCCAAUUGAGACUCAAUUGCGUCCCGCGAGGAUGGGAUUAGCAUAUCAAGGAUUUAAAGAAAAGAAUAAACAAACCAAAGAAGCAGAAAAAAGGCAAGUAAAUGGUUUAGUUGAGGAUGAAGAAGAAAUUAGUAUCAAAUCGGUUAAAAAAGAAAAAAGUAAUGCAUGGAAGAAAUCUGCAAAGACUAAAAAGCCCAAAAUCGCUUACAAGACUGCAGAUGAAAUUAUCAACGAAAUUGGUUUAAGCUCAUCGAUACAACCAAUCAAAAUUAUUGAUAUGACCGGUCCACAGGUUCGCGAACUUUCUUCGACUAGCCAAAUCUCCUCACUAGCAAUUCCGGACACGUCUACACGGUUACCAGAAUUGCGUCAUAAUCUUCGGUUAAUCGUUGAUAUUUCUAAAGCGGACUUGGAACAUUUCACGAGAGAGCGGCGUAUACAAACCGAACGAACUAAGGUAUUGAAAAAGGAUAAAAUUAUAGCAACGGAACAAGUCGAUGAUGAAAAAAGAAAGAUAAGUCGUCUUGGAGAAAUAAUAUCAAUUAUUAAAGAAUGUAGUAUGCGGCUUACCCUUUCCUUAUCAAACGGUUCUCUUUCAUUAAAAGAUUUUUAUGCUCCCUUUGACAAAAUACAAAGUGAAUAUGUCAAUGAAUUCACUACUUAUAAUUUAGAUGCUGCUAUAAUUGCAAUAAUUACUCCUGUGAUUAAACAAAAUAUGAUCGAUUGGAAUCCUUUAAAAUCUCCUGAUUUCUGUGUAUUAGAUUUUUUAAAAUGGAAAGAUUUAUUCAGGACAAGUCCACCUAUAACUAAUGCUCCACUAUUAGAUGAUGAUAGGUUUAAUUAUAAUUCUUCAAGCCAGCGUCCUAGUGAAAUUACCAUGACACCUUACGAAAGUAUGAUGUACAAUGUUUGGCUUCCCAAAAUUAGAUCCGAAAUCAAUAAUAAUUGGAAUGCCCGAGAUUGUGACGCACCAAUAACACUACUCGAAUGUUGGAAACCACCCUUGUUGCCAAUGUUUAUUUAUGAUAAUAUUAUAGAUCAGCUUAUUAUGCCAAAAUUGACGAGAGAGGUGGAUGCUUGGAACCCAAAUACUGAUACGCAAAUGAUACAUCAAUGGCUGCAUCCUUGGCUUCCUAUAUUAGGUGAACGGAUGGAACCUUUAUAUCUGACCAUUCGCCAAAAAUUCCGAUCAUCUUUACAAAGGUGGGAUCCGAUUGAUACAAGUGCAUUUGACAUUAUAGAACCUUGGAAAAAUGUUUUCAAGCCGGAAGACAUGCAAUCACUCCUAGUUAAAGCUAUAUUACCAAAACUUACAGACACCAUGAAAACAAAACUUCAGAUAAACCCAAAAAAACAGGAAUUAGAAGCUUUCAAUAGUAUCAUGACGUGGCGAGAUUUAUUCACUCCUAAAGCUUUUAACCAGUUAUUUGAAGACACAUUCUUUCCAAAAUGGUUGAAUGUAUUAUAUAUUUGGCUGACUCAUAAUCCUAAUUAUGGUGAGAUACGACAAUGGUAUCUUUUCUGGAAGUUACUGUUUCCUAAAGAAAUGUUUGACAGUCCGAUAAUUGAAGAACAGUUUAUGAGGGCGUUAUAUAUGAUCGAAGAAAGUAUAUCUUUAGGAAGAGAUGCGCCUAUCAGGUUGACUCAUCCAUCUCAGCAAAAUACAAUACCAGAACCAGAACAAUUCAGAUUUCCAUCUGAAAAGACUGUUACAGAUAUUGUAGAUAUUACCUUUUUCGAAAUUGUGGAGGAGUUUGCUCAAGAAAAGAACUUUUUGUUUUUACCAACCAACAAAAUUCACGACUCUGGAAAGCCGUUAUUUCGUAUGGGUUGUACUUCAGAAGGGAUUGGCGGCUUACUUAUGUACUUAAGUGAUGACGUUAUGUAUGUCAAGGAAGGUCAAAACUGGACACCAAUGGGAUUUGGAGAAGUUUUCGGGAAAUUAGAAAUCUUGAACCGUCGACUUUGA